CCACGUCACUCAUAGUUGUUGUUGUUUGUAAAUGACACGUUAUCUCAGAAAACAGAAUAUUCCACCAUCCUGCUUAAGUUUGUGUUUCUGUGACAGUUUUAUCAGGGUAGUAUUUCUGUUGAAGUGUGUUGCAGAUAUAACUGUGUAUUUCGUUUUGUAUCGCAAAAAUUUUCCAUAACCAUAAAUUUUCACAUUCAUACCGAAUUACAAAUAUGCUUAUGAAUCUGUACUAAACAUUUUUAUCCUUGUCGCUAAUUUUUAAAGCGUAGAAUUGUUAAUCAAAACAAAACAAACUGUACGGAUGUUCGAUUUGAGUCGCCUCACCUUAUUAUUUGUGAACAAGUUGUCGACCUUAGGUUUUAAACACUAAUGCAGCCCAUAAAAGUAGAAGACCUUGAUCGUCAAAAGUGGCAGAAUGUGAAGCGUAUCCAGUUAUUUCCGUCAUUGUCUUGGAUCGAACUUUUGUUUUAUUUUACUUCCUUUUGGGGCGGAACAGCUUACAGUUUAUAUAGAUUUUAUCGCACCUCCCAACGAUGGGGCCAGUAUUUAGAUCUCACUACUCAUGAUAGCAGCUGGUUUGGAAAACGUCAAGAUAUGACUGACACUGAGUGGUAUGUCUGGCCACCCAUAUUGCUCAGGUGUGGCCCAUGGGCCUUGCUCCAUGUUGUCUUAGCUCAGUUCAUCAGAAAAUAUUACCCACAGCAUUUGUGCAGUUUCUACAUUGUCUUCAGUGUGGGCGUAGCAUAUCCAUUAAUCGGUUUUGUGGGGACCUUGCUCUGCUUCAUUGUCCCUUCAAUCAUGUUCAUCGUAUUAUUGACGAGACUAAAACUAAUAAUAUGGUUGACGUGGUGUCUCAUACUUGUACUUUUUAACACACAAUUCUUCAUAGCUUAUUUGGAAACUUGGGUGGAGGGCAUACCUGAUGGAGAUUAUAUGGUGUCCGUAGUUGUUGCUUGGAUCAUCUUGAGAAGUUUAAGUUUUAGUCUUGAAGUGUGUGAUACAGACCCUGAUGGCCAGCUUAGUGCAUUACCCUUGCUUGCUACUCUGCUUGGGUACUGUCUCUAUUUACCAUGUCUCUUGACAGGACCUUACAUGCCGUUCACGGAUUUUCAAGCCGGGCUUUUGGAGCCUUAUCGAGUUUGGACAAUCCGAAGGGUUUUCUCAGCAAUGCUGCAGAUUGCAAGAUUUUUAUUCUGGAUGAAUUUUACACAUUUCAUCUUAUACUAUUUUUAUGCUCAUUCUCUGCACUCCACCCCAGAACUUGUUAAAAAGAUGAAUUCAUGGUCCAUGGCAGGGUUUGUGUACUUUUUAGCAGCAUUCCUGCAACUCAAGUAUGUAGUUUUAUAUGGAUUGCCAUCUGUAGUAGCAAGGGUUGAAGGAUAUGACCCGCCAAGACAUCCCAGAUGUACUCUCAUGACCUACAGGUUCUCAGAUAUUUGGCGAUAUUUUGAUCAUGGCCUUUAUCGCUUCAUGCUAAAGCAUAUUUACAUUCCAUGGGUUGGAUCAGAUAAAAGUAUAGUAAAGCAGUUGCAAGGAACUGCUUUAGUUUUCACUUUUGUCUACAUAUGGCAUGGUGUUUCAACUCCUGUGUUUUGGUGGGCAACCUUGAAUUUUUUUGGCAUUGCAGUGGAAAAGUUAGGUGAUCAUAUUUCACAGCUUGAAACCUUCGAGAGAUUGGGGAAGCGUUGGUUACCUGGUGCUUGGCUACGUAGAUUUUAUGGUUUACUUGCUGUCUUCUUAUAUGUCCCAUCUCUCAUGGCUCUAACUAUUUUCCUUUCCGGUCUUGACAAUGCACUAGUUAUAAGUGAAAGAAUAUUUAUAACAGGUUUUCCAGACUGCACCUUAUCCACAUUUUUCUUCAUGUUCUGUCUCGGGCAGUGUAGCAUGGAAUUACAAAACUGGAGAAUAAGACAAAAAUUAAAAUCUAAGGAAAGCUAACGUAAGUGAAUAAUGAACGAGUUUGUAGGCCAUAUUAAAAUCAUUUGUAUUAUAAUCAUACAAACUGAAUCAUAUAGCGUACCAAGGUUAUGACCUUUAAUGUAAGUUCCGGUAUAUUUUAGUUUUCAACCAUUUAUUUUUGUAUGAAAGUUUUUACCCAUCAUAAGUUUAGGUGCUUAAGUCUUUUGUAAAGAGAAUAUUGCAUGCAAGUUAUCGAGUAUAAAUUCAUGCAUGUAGUAGAUGAUAAAAUUUACAAAAGUUACUCUGUCUAGACUAGAAAUUGUAAGAAGGAAAUAAAGUGUUUAUGUGAAA
Molecule: messenger RNA, 2250 nt
Organism: Macrobrachium nipponense
Lineage: Eukaryota; Metazoa; Arthropoda; Malacostraca; Decapoda; Palaemonidae
Gene: rasp
Product: protein-cysteine N-palmitoyltransferase HHAT-like
Exons: 11
Coding region: 370-1938 (522 amino acids)
Biological process (GO): protein palmitoylation
Cellular component (GO): endoplasmic reticulum
Molecular function (GO): palmitoyltransferase activity
Source: RefSeq, a predicted model, not a curated record